This is a messenger RNA of Salvia miltiorrhiza (redroot sage), 812 nucleotides long. Its product is annotated as dirigent protein 22-like. The transcript has a single exon. Bases 47 to 577 code for a protein of 176 amino acids. The record is from RefSeq and is a predicted model, not a curated record. NCBI's taxonomy places the organism in Eukaryota, Viridiplantae, Streptophyta, Magnoliopsida, Lamiales, Lamiaceae.
CAAAACUCAAAAUAAUCUUGCAUUUGAUUUCUCAAAUUUCAAGGUUAUGGCAUCAAUCAAAAUCACAUUAUCCAUGCUUCUAUUUCUUACCAUUUUUACAUAUUCUCAGGCAAAGUUAAGGCAUCACAAAGAGACAGAAAUGACACUCUACUACAAAGAUUAUGCCGGCGGCCCAAAUGCGACAUCAAUCCCGAUACCGGGCCCGUCGACCGGGCCCCUAAAUUUCACCAUGUUUGGAGCCAUGUUUGUCGUAGACGACCCGGCAGUCGAAGACAUUGAGGACGCCUCGGCCCCAAUUAUUGCAAGGGGCCGAGGCGUCUACAUCAUUUCGGCCUUAGAUGGGUCCCAUGCUCAGUUGCUAAUGUCAGUUGUAUUUAUCAAUGGCAAGUAUAAAGGCAGCACAUUGGAAAUACAAGGUUCCUACGCGCAGUUUGAGCCGGUGGCGGAGGCGGCGGUGGUGGGCGGCACUGGAAAAUUCCGGCUAGCCCGCGGUUACGCUACGUACGAGAUUCUUUCCUAUGAUCCCGUGAGCGGCUAUUCAGUCACCCGAUCUAAUAUCACUGUGCUACAUUACUAGCCUGUGCUUCAAUUGGUUAAUAAAGAAAUUAUCCAUCAAUUUCAAAUUUCAAUGUGAUUCUACUUGAAAUAUUUAUGUAAUUAGUGAUGGAUAUGUGAUGGGUUUUGCAUUUCAAUUAUUGAUAUGGUUAAAUAAGAAUGUUUGGCAUUCGGCGUGGACUUGUAAUACUUACUUACAUAUGGAGUAGUAAAAAUUCAAAUAAGAUAUACUCUAUUUUAUGGUAUCUUUAUUUCUA